Messenger RNA from Pseudophryne corroboree (corroboree frog), 7773 nucleotides. RefSeq names its product FH1/FH2 domain-containing protein 1-like. The coding region runs from base 262 to 4254 and encodes 1330 amino acids. The transcript is spliced from 24 exons. Gene Ontology annotation, cellular component: cytoskeleton; cytoplasm. Gene Ontology annotation, biological process: cortical actin cytoskeleton organization. Lineage: Eukaryota; Metazoa; Chordata; Amphibia; Anura; Myobatrachidae. The record is from RefSeq and is a predicted model, not a curated record. Gene Ontology annotation, molecular function: actin filament binding.
CUCCUCAGUCAGGUAAUCACUCAGUGCCAGUCUCUACCCCUCAGUCUUUCACACAUGUCAGUCUCCCCUCGUUCAGGCAGUCACACACAGUGACAUGACAACAGAGUACGAUGACUGAGCAGCAGCAGUCCCUCUCCCCGCCCCUGACGUCACGGCCCCGCCCCGGCACCCGGUGAGCAGCGGCGGAACUCGGCUCCGGGCAGUGUGUGGAGCAGUCACCGGGGAGCCCGGGCACUGAGCGGUCGCAGCCGAGCAGUCGCCAUGGCGUUGAUUGCGUGCCGGGUGCAGUACCUGGAUGACAUGGACCCCUUCAUCUGCACCAACUUCCCGGAGCCCCGGAGACCCCCGGUGUACAACUUCCCGGAGUCUGCCCCGCUCAUCGAGCAUCUGCCAGCCCUGUACAAGCUGCUGGAGGCCCCGCUCAAGCUGGAAGACUGCACCCUCCAGUUAUCUACCAAUGGGAACUAUCUGGAUAUAGACCUCUCCCUGGCCGAACAGCGGGACUGUCUGGAAGCCUUCUUUGAAGACAUAAGCAAAGGGAGGCGGCCGACCCUGAUCCUUCGUACUCAGCUGUCAGUGAGGGUGCACGCCAUUCUAGAGAAGCUGUACAACUCCAAUGGGCCGGAGCUGAGAAGGUCGCUGUUCUCUCUCAAGCAGCUUUUUCAGGAAGACAAAGAUCUGGUUCCGGAGUUUGUGAACUCUGAGGGGCUGACAUGUCUGAUCAAAGUAGGGGCUGAAGCCGACCAGAACUACCAGAACUACAUCCUGCGAGCCCUGAGCCAGAUCAUGCUGUUUGUGGAUGGCAUGAAUGGUGUCACGAAUCACAAUGAGACCGUUCAGUGGUUGUACACGCUCUGCGGCAGCCCGUACCGCCUGGUGGUAAAAACAGCCCUGAAGCUGCUAAUCGUCUUUGUAGAAUACACUGAGUCGAAUGCGCCGCUUCUUAUUAAAGCAGUCAAUACCGUAGAUAACAACCGUGGUACCAGCCCAUGGUCCAACUUAGUCGACAUUCUGGAAGAAAAGAACGGGGUGGACUCUGAGCUGCUGGUAUAUGCUAUGACACUCAUCAACAAGACGCUGGUAGCGCUUCCCGAUCAAGACUCCUUCUACGACGUCACGGACUGCCUGGAACAGCAGGGGAUGGAGAAGCUCAUCCAGCAGCACAUGAACAACAAGGGGACGGACCCGGAUCUGAAGCAGCGCCUGGCCGUGUAUGAGAGCGCUUUAAGGCACGAGGAUGGCGACAGCGAGGAAUCUUCCGGCGGCCCUCGCAAGGAUCGCAGGAAAAAUUCCCUGGGGGUGGAAGAGGUCCGACGCUCGAGGCGUUCCCUGGGCAACAGUGCAGAAGUGUGGGCAAAAAUAAGCAACUCUGCACCACCACAGACAGCGCGGGUUGAGCAUAGCGUUCCUCUGCAGUCUGCCAUUAAAACCUGCACCUUGAAGAAGCCUGCAGUUUGCAUUGUGCCACCCUCUCCACCCAAGCAGCCGGAGGUAGAGACGCCUGUGAGUCCUCCUGUGUGCACUGAGGAACCAAGCCCAGACCCACCGCUCCCUGAAGUGACGACACCAACAGAGCAGUUGAGCGCGGAAAGUACCAACACGCACAGCAGCACUUCCAAUAUCUCCCUGUCCAAAUCUGCGCCAGAGGUAGACAAGGCGGCUUCGCUGAAUGACCGCAGUAUAUUUAAACUCCACCAAACAGAGCCUGUUUGGGAUGACCGGAAUAAUAAUGUGUAUGGGGACAAACCCAUCCUGAAGAAAUUUCAAAAUCGAUUUCUGGAAAACCUGGCGGCCACGGAGCUGGAGAAGAUGUCGGCUUUGUCCAAAGGGCGACAGGAGAUUCUGGCAGAGGCCGUGAGGAACGGGGGUGAGACUGACGAGGAAGCACCCCUGGAUCAGCAGGAGGACAGAGCCAGUGCUGAUGAUUUUGGCCCUCAGACGGAAGCAAGCCCAGUUAGCAGUCCAUCACCGCCCACCACAGAUCGUAGCAGCUCCAAGAAGUUCAUGCUGGACAUGAUGUACACCAAAAGACAGAGUAGCUCCGACGUGGACACAGAAAUUCUCAAUGCAAAGAAUGCGGCUUCUAACGACGCCGGGAAGCCACCCAGGGAACGGAGAGUUCCGGCGGUCAGGACAGAAAGGAUCGAGGCUGAGGGCUCUCCACCAAAAGUCCCCAUGGAGAACGGCGUAGAGUCCCGGAAAGGAAUGAGGGCUCAGUAUAGUAUUGAUGCUGAAACCAACUCCAAGAAUCUGGAGAAGACCCUCAUGACUCCCUUCAAAAAACCAGCUGAAACACUGUGGGAGCAGGCUGCACAGCAAUCGCACAUGGAGCUAAAGAUUAAAGACUUGGACUUUACUGACUUGUGCGAGGAGGAGGACUUUGAUGUACUUGAUUUCGAGGCCGCAGAACCUGUUGCGACAUCCCGCCCACCCAGUUUAAAUCAUGCUUCUCCUCCGUCCAUUUCUGGGCUGCCCUUUCCUCCCCCUCCACCACCACCACCGUUUGGUGGGUGUCCUGGGUUUCCUUCAACCCUUCCACCACCUCCCAUCUGCCCUCCGCUUCCGACUGGCAGGAGCCCCUAUCUCCCACCAGCACCCCCAGCUCCACCCGGCUUCAGCACGGUCUCACAUGACUCUUUUACCACAACGCUGAACAAGAAGAGGAAGACACUAAAACUGUUCUGGAAGGAGGUGAAAGAGACGGACAGCACCAGCCGGGGGAAAUUUGGCAAAGGCACUUUAUGGGAAUCCCUUGACAAGGUCCUUGUGGACACUGAAAAACUUGAACAUCUUUUUGAAUCCAAAGCCAAAGAACUAAUUACCUCCAAGAAAGGGGUUGAUGUGAAGAAGCAGGCGCUGGUUGUGCUGGACCCCAAGAGAAGUAACGCCAUCAACAUUGGCCUAACAGUACUCCCCACUGUGCACAUUAUUAAGACGGCCAUCCUGAACUUUGACGAGUAUGCAAUCAGCAAAGAGGGGAUAGAGAAAAUCCUCACCAUGGUCCCCACAGAUGAGGAAAAGCAGAAGAUCCAGGAGGCGCAGAUUGCAAACCCGGACGUCCCGUUAGGGUCAGCGGAACAGUUUCUUCUCACCCUCUCCUCCAUCAGCGGGCUGACCUCUCGCCUCCAGCUCUGGGCCUUUAAAUUGGACUAUGAGACCAUGGAGAAGGAAAUAGUUGAGCCGCUGUUUGACCUGAAGCAGGGGAUGGAGCAGCUGUCCAAGAACAAGACGUUCAAAGUCAUCCUGGCCUCCCUCUUGGCUGUCGGCAACUUUCUCAAUGGAUCAAACGUCAAGGGGUUUGAUCUCAGUUACCUGGAGAAGGUUUCGGAGGUGAAGGAUACCGUUCACAGGCAGACGCUCCUCCAUCAUAUGUGUAACAUCGUUAUAGAGAAGUUCCCCGACACCUCGGACCUGUACUCGGAGAUCGCUGCCAUCACUCGCUCCUCCAAAGUGGAUUUCGAUGACUUGGCGGACAGCCUGGUACAGCUGGAGAGACGGUGCCGGGAAUCUUGGGACAGCCUGAAAAUGAUCGCAAAGCACGAGACCAAGCCCGGCCUGAAGAACAAAAUGACGGACUUCCUGAAGAGCUGCACAGACAAAAUCGUCAUACUGAAAAUCGUCCACCGGAGAAUCCUCAACAGGUUCCGGUCCUUCCUGCUGUAUGUGGGGUACUCUUAUUCCGCUGCCCGGGACAUGAAGAUAACCCGCUUCUGCCGGAUAAUCAGCGAGUUCGCUCUGGAGUACAGAACGGCGCGUGAGCGGGUUUUACAGCAGAAGCAGAAGCGAGCGGCUUACAGAGAGCGCAACAAGACGCGGGGGAGGAUGAUUACAGAGACCGCAAAGUUCUCAAGUGCCGCUGGUACCACAGAAAACAACAUAACCAUGACCAGCACCAGGCUACAGUCGCAGUCAUCCGCUGACGGCCAUGAGAAUAUGACAAACGUAUUAAUCUCUAGCGGAGAGCCGAACACCCGCAGGAGCCGAGGAGUUAGAAGUUUAGGCCGCGCCAGCCCCCCAGACCUGUCUGGCAACAAGGAGGAGCCUGGUGUGUCGCCAGUAGAUGCGUCGGAUGAGAUCAUGGACAGGCUGGUGCAGUCGGUCACCCAGAACCCUAACCAGAGGGUGGUGGCACCAAAAGAACGCAAGAGAUCAAGAGCAAACAGGAAGUCCUUGAGAAGAACUUUGAAGAGCGGCUUGAGCGAUGACCUGGUGCAGGCGCUGGGAUUGUCCAAAUCUGCAGAGGUGACUGUGUGAUCCACUCCAGCAAACAGACUGCUUACGUAUUAGUCCGCUGCCCCCUGUGGUGGGAUCUGGGAUGACAGCCCUUCUGAGACUGAUAGGAUUACAAUGGAAUUUUGCAUGGUACCACUGGACAGUGCAGAAGGAUAAACCAGCAAUAGGUGUUGCAUGCCGAGACUGCAUCACUUUACUGUCAUCCUGUAACUCCGUUGUAUCAGUCCUGGGCUCCCAGCCAAGUCUCUCCCUGUGAAGAAACUGUACUAAAAAGAAGACACUAUCCGUCCAUCUUCAAGGAGACCUUCUCCCAUGGAUGUGAUGUAAUGUAGUUUGCUGUAGAGGGUAAUAGCGAAGAGAAUUAACUCUUUCAGGACCGCUGGACACCAACUCACUGAAGGGUGGGGGGGGGGGUCAUCUCUCUUCCGAUAGACCCGGGCUCAGUUUACAGUUGUGCCCUAAAGUCCCGGGCAGGUGUGGGUUCAGGGAAAACUGUCUGAGAACAGACCAUACAUCCACCUGCAUUUAUAUCCCACACCAGCCGUGUUUGUGCUCUGGACAUCCUGUAGCACAGGUUACGCCAUAAUAAGAAUAUAAUGGUCUCUGAAAAGGGGGAACACCUUGGCCAUAGUCCAGCGUCAUCCGUUACUCUUCCAGCAUCUAAACCGUGGGCACCAUGGAAAAUCGUACUUGGUUUUGUUCUCUCGUGUAGAAGGUCGGGGGUGACUGUUCACGUUAUUGCACUCUUCCCAAAUGUUCUGUCUCAGAAUCAGUGCACCCUGGGCUCCCAAGAAGAUCCGGCACCCUCUAAUGCUCUCAUCUUAUUUAUUAGGUGGAUAGUAGGCUCUCCGGGAAAAGUAAUGUCACAUACGGCAGAAUGACUGGGGUAUAAGAAUGUUAUGAUCAGGUUCUGGUCUCACCACCGUUUUUAUUUACAAUGCUAAUCUGUGGCUGUAGCUCCUGUUUCAGCACUUCAAGGGUUAACCCGAUGGUAUAACACGAGUGGUGACUGCUGCCACCUAGUGGUGUAUAACUUUAUUGCACUCCCAUAUUUAGGCAACAUUUAAUAGCCAUUAGCUCUCUCGAAGCAGGUAGAAACAGGCACAGAGAUUGCAGAGUUUCCCCACAAAAGUAUAUAGGUAAAAUUCUCAUGAAGAGCAGUGAUAGAGAGAUAGCUUUCCCACUGUACUUAACACAAUGCCCUAUAAUCCAGCUCUGCUGCGAGCAUGCAAUUAUAACAUCUGCGCCGGCUGAGUCUCUGUUCCCAAGCAGAACAUAAAAUAAUAGAUUUGGCCAGGGCGUCCGUGUUCUCAGCUGUCAGACCAAGCAUUGGAAAUCAAGGACUGUCCUAUAUUUAGAGUUUAAUGAGGAGUCUCACUGUCAUUAUUUGGGCGGAAGCACCCACAUGAUCGUCAAGCGAGGCCAGCCUCAUCUUCUCCUUCGGGUAACACUACUCAAUUUUCUCACUGGGACACGAUGAAUCAGCUCUGCUGAUAAAAAAAGCUACUUACCCAGCCUGGUAUAUUUAGCUGUGCAACUUUACCCUAAACCAGUGCCACCAGCCUUAGUGGGAGCUCCUGGUGUAUAAAUGUAAGUACAACCACUAAUGCGUGUGUAUUGCACACUCCUGUGAAGCCAUGGUCCUGUGUAUAGUGAAUGUAAGCAAGCUGCUCUUUACACAAAAGCACGCGUGUUCUGACAAUCUGUCACCGAGGACCCCCAAUACGCCCCACUGUGAUAAUGACAUGCCAUAAAAAGGAUAAAAGAAAUCAAAUAAAAAUAAAUCCAGGCUGGAGCUCAGCCAAGUGUGACCGGCUCCCACGGCCCAAUUCGAAAACUGAUUGGAUUAUAGAGGGGGAGGAGCUUUCACACUUCUUUAAAAUUUAAAGUGCCAUGCUCCCUAUAGCCACCUGUCUAAACCCCAGUGUCAGCAUGUUCCAGUGUCCCCCGUGGUUUCAGAGAAAAGGAUUUAUCGGUAAGUACCAAAAUCCCAUUUUAACAAUGCCUCACUCCGAGAGAACCGUACAGAUUGUCUGGUUGAUCUCUACAUGGCAUAUGUUCUAAAUACUGAAUAGUAGUAUAUGAUUUAGCAAUGUUACAGUCAAGGCUGGUAAAUUCGUGGUAGCCAGAUUAUCCCCAAUAUUUCAUAGCGGUCUCCUCGGUAUAGAGAGCGCUGCGGAAUACGCUGGCGCUAUUUAAACAUAUGGAGGAAAAGUGCCACUUGGUUGCUGCCUAGUGAGUAAUAAACCAGGUCCUCUGACGUGUGUCAUGAAUCUUUAUCAAUGCCAGGGAGAUAUUAUCCCAGCCCGUUCUGCGAUACAUACAUACUUUCCCAUGCUCGCAGCCAAUUAGGACAAAGUUCACGACACAUAAAAACUGGAGAAAGUAGAACAUAGGGCCUAAUUCAGACCUGAUCGUAGCAACAAAUUUGUUAGCAGAUGGGAAAAACCAUGAGGGUAAUUCAGACCUGAUCGCUCGCUAGUGUUUUUUGCACCACUGCGAUCAGGUCAGAACUGCGCAUGCGUAUGCACCGCAAUGCGCAGGCGCGUCGCACGGGUACAAAGCGGUUCGUUGCUCUGCGGUGGGUUUGUGCGAGGAGUCCAUUCGCACGGGCGAUCACAAGGAGAUUGACAGGAAGAAGACGUUUGAGGGUGCGUUUUCUGGGAGUGUUUGGAAAAACACAGGCGUGUCCAAGCGUUUGCAGGGCGGGUGUCUGACGUCAAUUCCAGUCCCGGACAGGCUGAAGUGAUCGCAGCGGCUUAGUCCUGGGCUACUCUGAAACUGCACAAAAUAUUUUUGUACCGCUCGGCUGCACAUGCGAUUGCACACUUGCACAGUAUUUACCCUGCACAGAAACAAAAUAACCCACCCAAAUCUAACUCUCUCUGCUCCCCCCCCCAGCAGUGCACAUGGUUUUGCCCAUCUGCUAACAAAUUUGCUGCUGCGAUGAGGUCUGAAUUAGGCCCAUAGUACACAAGUGGCUCAUAAAUAAUCUUGGCUUGGUUAUAGCUUCAAUGUUCCCCGUUUUCUGUACGAGCCGUGGGAAGAAAGAUCCGUCCUUACUACAAGUGGGGUUAUCCGUGACAUCCCCCUGGCCGUUUACACACUAAUUCCAUAGGCAACAGAUGGAUAAAUUAUCUAUUAAACGUUACUCAUCCAUCUCGGCUGUCCACAUAGCAGCAAGAAGAAAGUUUAGUGCCUUCAUCACCAGUAUAUAGCGGCUACCCCCCUUCCCCUACCCCCUCUGUGGUCUUUUUAGUCUAGUUUUUGUAAUGAAGAACGCUGCUUCGCUGCUGACCGACUUUGUAAAAGCUGGUCACGUCCAGUGUAUAUAUCUCUCUUCACACGUGGACAUUCAGAACAUGUUUAGGGCUAUGUAGAGACUUUGUGCCAUUUGGACAGAGUGAAUCGCAAGUUCAGAACAGUAUUAUGAAAGAAUUGUACCACUUUUCUGUAAAUUCACUAAAGAUGCGUAGGGAAUGUAUGUUCUUGUAAAGAAUUACGUUUGUUUUGUUUCUUCAAUAAAAUUAUUUAAAUAUA